Papilio machaon (common yellow swallowtail) is the source of this 1761-nucleotide messenger RNA. RefSeq names its product guanine nucleotide-binding protein subunit gamma-e (gene Ggamma30A). The record is from RefSeq and is a predicted model, not a curated record. Gene Ontology annotation, molecular function: G-protein beta-subunit binding. Gene Ontology annotation, cellular component: heterotrimeric G-protein complex. The transcript is spliced from 4 exons. NCBI's taxonomy places the organism in Eukaryota, Metazoa, Arthropoda, Insecta, Lepidoptera, Papilionidae. Bases 177 to 395 code for a protein of 72 amino acids. Gene Ontology annotation, biological process: sensory perception of taste; phospholipase C-activating G protein-coupled receptor signaling pathway.
CUUAGCGGUGUGUGCGCGUAGGCGCUCGUGUGCUUCUACCCUAGCACGGUUCAAAAUUAAAGUGCUACAAGUGAAAUUUUGUCAUCAAGUUAUUACAAAAGAUUACCAGUCUAUAGAACCCGGAUCGUGCUGUGCGUAACAAUAACACAGGGAAGAGGAAAUAAAAAUUCUGCGCGAUGGACGCCAGUAUUCUAGCAGCCAUGGACAAAGAGGCACUGAAAAAGCAGAUCGAGAACAUGAAGUACCAAGCUUCUAUGGAACGCUGGCCGCUAUCUAAAAGCAUUGCUGCAAUGCGGGAAUAUGUGGAGGAGAAUGAAAAAAACGACCCACUCAUACAUGCCCCUGACAAGAAAAACAACCCUUGGGCUGAAAAAGGAAAAUGCAUCAUUAUGUAAUCAUUUAACUAUUAAGUAAAUAUAAAAAAAAUAUCACCGAAAAUUUUAAAAAGACACAGUUUGGCGAACGAAAAAAGAGUCUGGUCGAAUAACUUCAUACCGUAGAUUGAUGCUCAAUAAAGAAGAAAUUAGUUGGACAUUAAAAUUGGGAAUAAAUAAGAAAGUAACCGAAUAUAUCAUGAAACUGCCAGACAAUAUGAAAGGUAAUAGAGACGUAGUUAACAUGUCCAUGCGAAAAGUUGACGUAGAAAAGCCAAAAGUUAAUUUCAUAGAUUUCUUUCAUUAUAUUUAAUUUACGUUCAACAUUAAUCUAGUCUUUUUAUUUCUAUCUAUUGUAAUGAAUGUACAUUUUGAUUGUUGCGAGACGCAAGAAUGUACUUAUGGGUGUUAUGUUGAAAUAUUAAAAAAAAUGGUUGUAAAUACGUUAAAAUUUUGUAUUUCUAGUACCUAGAAUGUUUGAUAAUGAGUCUACAGUAGCACUCAAAGGCGCAAGCCAUGUUGAAAGAUGAAAAUUAAAUGUUACCCACUGACAUAUUGUCACAACUGACUUAAUUUUAUCUCAGUUAUUUAUAAAGAGUUUAUUUUCAAUAUUAUUUAGAAGCGGUUGAUUCAAAAAUAACGGGAGACUCACUUUGUUUUUAUUAUUUUAUUUAAAAACUGAUGAAUCCAUUUCGGUCUCAUACAUAAUGCAACUUCCUCUUCGAUAAAUGUAUGGACUUGCAUUGGAUUCUCAAAUAAACCAAACGAAAUAAGGGCCUAUCAAGCUCUUGUUUCGUUUAGUUUAAAAUAAAUAUAUUUUAUUAAUUUUAAUACUUCGAGUAAAAGCUUCGCCACCGUUUUAGCAUUUAAAAAAAGAAUUGAAUAUAAAGUUUCAUUGAGCUCAUGAAUCUUUGUAUUUAAAAAUUAAUAUUAACUUUUAAAAUAUAGGGUUAAUCGCAGAUCACAACUUAACAAUUAUACGUCGAAUCACAGAAUAAUGAAGUCACUAAGGAAUUAAUAUAUUGGCAAUAAAGGAAUCGUAAUAUAAGGAAACGUAGGAAAGUAAUACGAAAGAUAUCGUUAAAUGUAGACCAGAGGUAAUAAAUUAAAAUGAUUAAAAUCAUUAAAAUGCGUCAUCUUCGAACGCAAAAUAAUUUUAAGCUGAAAUAGGAUACGUUUUUUUAUAAAUAAACAGGUACAUUCUGCAGUGCCAUUAUCUAGGAAUGCUUCUAUUGAAUAAUUAAAUUAGCUAUCUUCUAUGCUCCACUUUAGUCUAUCAUAUUGAAACAUACAUCAUUCAUUAACUAUCCUUUUCAUUAUAAAAUAUUUUACCUUUUUAUUUAUCUAUUCUCUCAUGCAGUUCUUUUCAUCGAUUUAUUCCAUUCAG